Messenger RNA from Leishmania mexicana MHOM/GT/2001/U1103, 1881 nucleotides. RefSeq names its product putative protein kinase. The transcript has a single exon. The record is from RefSeq and is a predicted model, not a curated record. Gene Ontology annotation, molecular function: protein serine/threonine kinase activity; ATP binding. Bases 1 to 1881 code for a protein of 626 amino acids. NCBI's taxonomy places the organism in Eukaryota, Euglenozoa, Kinetoplastea, Trypanosomatida, Trypanosomatidae. Gene Ontology annotation, biological process: protein phosphorylation; intracellular signal transduction. Gene Ontology annotation, cellular component: cytoplasm; nucleus.
AUGGCGCAUCUCUUCUUCACAGGCGCAGGCGCAGCAGCAGCUGCACUGCCCAUCAGCGACCGCGAUGAGGUGUCACCGGUGUGGUCGAUCUACGACGACUACUGCUGUGGCGCCUCGCAGCAUGCUGAGGUGGACGAUCCACAAAUGGAUCGCGGAGUGAUGGGCAGCUGUGGAGGUACAGCACUGCCCCGGCUUCCCUUCAUCUCGGGCCCUGUGUCAUCCAUGACGUUGAAAGGCGCUCAGCUGAAGAAAGAGGCGCCAAUUCGCCGGGGUGCCCAGGGAGCCGUAUACUCUGCCCUCGACGUGGCCGGCCGCACACCUGCGGAAGACGAGAGUGCAAAGAGGCUUAUUUUACAGGAGGUGUGCAGAGGGCAUGGGGACGAAGGGGAGGUUGCGGAUGGCGGGCAAAGGCCGGCGCGGAGCGGUCGCCGUGUUGCCGUAAAGCGCAUUUUUAUUCAGGCAAGUGACUUUGGUGCCCGCGACAUCUCCGCGACGGUGCUGCGUGAGGUAACGCUGCAUCGCUUUGUGAGUGAGAAGCAAGCUGCGUACCUUGCGGCAGCGGGCGCUUCUUACUCCACUGGCUCAGCCUCCGACGCCACGGCGCGUGCAGAGGACGAUCAAGCUCAGGCACUCUGUAAUCUCAUCGACGACUCUGCACGAGUCAUUCACCUCUACCGUGUUGUGGAGGCCCCGCACAAGGAGAUGUGCCUAGUGAUGGAGCUCGCGGCAACCAACCUGGAGCAGAUCGUGUACCCGCACGGCGCCCGCGGUGCCCCGAAGGGCGAUGGCGCCGGAGGCUACAGGCGGAAACCUGGCGUGGUUUCCCUGUUUGGCUCCUCUGCCUCUACUGGUGUCGGCGGCGGUCUGGGCCAGUCCUCCGCCUCGCCGUCUACAACGCCCAACGUUGCAACGGUAGAAGUGGGCCCGCAGGCGUCGUCGGCCUCUCCGCCACCCUCCCGACUGCCGCUCGUGCGCUACGUGAUGCGCCGCCUGCUACGCCUCACAUGUUUCCUACACGAGACGUGUUGUGUGGUGCAUCGAGACCUGAAACUGAGCAAUGUGCUGGUGUCGAAGGACGCUGGGCUUCGCCUUGGUGACUUUGGGUCGGCGCGUUUCAUUCCACCCUUUCGGUCGGCGACGAAGACCGGGGGUGAGAACUCUCCGUCUCUUCCCGAGCCUCCUGCGGUACCUGCGGGCCAGCGUGAGCACCUCCUGUGCACCCCCCCAUCGAUACGCACAACACUCCACUAUCGACCUCCCGAGGUGCUCCUCGGCGACCAGGUGUGCCGCACUGCGGCAGAUGUUUGGGCGCUAGGUGUGAUCUUUGCGCAGUUGCUGCUGCAGAAGGGCUUGUUCCAUUCUAAGAGCGAGCUAGACCUGCUGGGAGCCAUUCAGAAGCUGCUCGGAAUGUCAGCGUACAGCGCGCCGCCUUCGUGGCUCGCCGCGCCUUCGGUGCCCGGCCCGCCGAGGGACGGGGAAUUCGCUGUACACGUUCCAGCCCCGCAGGCAAGUCUCCCGUACAAGUUCCACGCCGGUGUCGUACCCGCCGAUGGGCUGGACCUGCUGUCGCGGAUGCUGCACCAGCAACCCGAGUGCCGCAUCACCGCCCGCGAAGCACUACAGCACCCUUUUCUGAACCUUGAGGGUCUCUCUGCGGCGGCUACACACGACGACGACAAGAUAGGGCGAGUGCUGUGGGAGGAGAGAGUGGCGACGGUGCUGCGUGAGCAGGCGACGGGCCACAUCUACGGUAUGGGAGGAAGUGAGCUGCGGCCCAUGCUCAUAUGUCUCGCUGAUAACGAGGACGAAGAGGAUCAAGAGGUCGACGAGGACGGCGUCGCCCCUUUCUCCGUUAACCUGGGCGGGGGCACGUCAUACUAA